Messenger RNA from Nanorana parkeri, 2903 nucleotides. RefSeq names its product SH3 domain containing ring finger 2 (gene SH3RF2). Bases 125 to 2362 code for a protein of 745 amino acids. The transcript has 10 exons. Gene Ontology annotation, molecular function: protein phosphatase 1 binding; ubiquitin protein ligase activity. Gene Ontology annotation, cellular component: nucleoplasm. Gene Ontology annotation, biological process: positive regulation of proteasomal ubiquitin-dependent protein catabolic process; positive regulation of JNK cascade; protein ubiquitination. The record is from RefSeq and is a predicted model, not a curated record. Lineage: Eukaryota; Metazoa; Chordata; Amphibia; Anura; Dicroglossidae.
CUAUGUGGGAGUUUUCUAUGCAGCCACAGCUUCAGAGACAAAGCUGAUUUAUCUCUUGAGAAGUCGUCUAUUGCAUGGAAAAGUGGGAUGACUAUAUCGAUGUGAUCUCUCCCGAUCUACCAAAAUGGAUGAUUUGGUUGUUCUUGAUCUGCUGGACUGCCCCGUGUGCUUGGGAAAAUUGGAUGCGACUGCAAAGGUGUUGCCCUGCCAGCAUACCUUCUGUCAACCAUGCUUGCAGCGGAUCCUGAAAGCUAGGAAAGAGCUAAGGUGUCCUGAAUGCAGGACCCCAGUACAUUGCAGCAUAGGAGAGCUGCCAGCAAACUUGUUGUUAGUACGCCUACUGGAAGGUAUAAAAAGUGGGAAAGGCCUGAUGAGAAAAAAAUCCUUUCAAAGAAUGGGAGGGCUUUUUGCCCAGGACUCCUUUAGGAAGACUCGAGAACAGAAAGCAAACCAUGAAUCAAACUACAGGCUGUUUCCAAAGAACAGGAUGCCUUUGGAAGGGGCUCCACGUGCAAAAGCUGUGCUGAGCCACAAAGGACGAUCUCCCAGUGACUUGUCUUUCAAUAAGGGAGAUGUUAUUAUCCUACAAAAAAAGUUGGAUGAGAAUUGCUAUCAUGGAGAAGUAAAUGGAGGGAGCGGAGUCAUUCCUACAAGCUCAGUAAAAAUUCUAAAGAAAAUGGAUCCACCUCUGGCACUUUGCAGAGCUCUCUAUAACUUUGAUCUGAAGGAUAAAGAAAAGUCAAAGAACAAGGAUUGCUUGAAAUUUGCAAAGGAUGAUAUAAUUAGUGUGCUUCGGAGAGUUGAUGACAACUGGGCGGAAGGCAGGUUGGGUGAUCAAGUGGGCAUUUUUCCCCUGCUCUUUGUAGAGCUGAAUAGCACUGCCAGGCAACUUCUGGAAUCAAAUAAAUGUAAGAGGAAAGAUGCAAAUAAGAUGGCCCUCACCCCAUCUCCACUAAAGAGGUCUCCUUCCAAUGUUACAUCUGAAUCUGCAGCAAUGCGCCAGGUGCCAGAGGGCAGGAGAAAAAGGCAGUUCCUGAUCACAAGUGCCCUAAAUACACUAAACAAGAUUGUACAUUCUCCAUCAGGAAGGCACAUUCCAGAAAUCAGCAUGCCCAUACUCAUCAGUUCAAGCAAUACAGCAAUGAUUGAGAAGGCCAGAUUCCUGUCCAAUACACCUAACCAGGCCAGUGGCUCAUUUUACUAUGCCACAUUGGGUUCACAAGGGACAGGUCCAUCACUAGUUGCGGUUCCAAGCAGUCAUCAUAAUGUUUUGGCCAACAUGUGUAUUGCUGUCCAUCCAUACACUGCUCAUGGACCAGAUGAAAUAGAUCUGCAAAAAGGAGAAGGUAUUCGUGUUCUGGGAAAAUUCCAAGAAGGCUGGCUCCGAGGAAUCUCAUUAGUCACAGGAAAAAUUGGUAUCUUCCCCAGCCAUUGUGUUCAUCCAGUAUCAAGCAAGAAACCUUCAAACUAUCCUGAUGCAAGGCUUCCUUCUCAGCAGACUAAAUGGAUUUCCAGCAAUGCCUCUGUGUCUUCACAAAGCAGCGUGUCAGAAACUGGAAUCAGUAGACCUGUCAGGUCUUUUCAUGUGCCAACUGCUGUGGUGGAGCCGGUGAAAAACACAACACCCUCCUCCUCUCUGGUACCCAUGAUGCUUCUACGGAGGAACAGCAGCUUGAAGAAAAAUUUGCCUCUUCAGAAGACAAUACAAAGCAACUCAGGAUCCCAGCCUGUGGGCACCAUCACCAGGUCACCCUCUAUGGGUACUCAGCCUCAGCAGAUCAUUAUCAAUGCUUCUCAUUCCAAUGUAGGAGCCAGUGCUGAAACCCGUACCAGGCCAAAUUCACUGUAUGAUGCUCUACCCAUUUUUAGUAGACCCGUGGAUUAUAGAAGAUUUUCGGCUGCCAGUUCAAUUGCUUUGGAGCCCAGAGAGCUGAUAACCAGAAACAAUUCAACACUGAAAUCUCCGAUUUCUGCACCUCCAUCUAUUUUGGUGAAGCCUGACACACCUAAAAGUGGCGUUGAAAAGCAGGUAAAAACUGUUAGAUUUAUGAAUUUUAGUCCUCAAACCUUGAAACGCCAAAGUGUUGUAUUUGAUGUGAAAGAUGAGGAAAUUUCCAGCCAGAAUAUCAUGUCUGAAAACUUGCGGCUUGGGGAAUCCACCUUGACUGUACCACUACGACCCAAUCCCGCCUUGGCCCAUAAGACAGAAGGCCGGAAAAUACAAAAGCUUAGGAGUAUUGGCAACGAUGUAACACCUAUCCCUCCACAAUCAACACUCUCUUUUCCCAAAAAACGGACCCACAAUGAUAAUUCAAACAGGACCAGCGCAAUCUAUCAAGCUCAAGAGAUCCCGUCAACUUAAUGCUUCUGCUUUGAUUUAACUUGGCCUGAUUUUUUUUCCACCUUGGCACAUUAAAUUAGAUUCUGUGUCUGAGAGUUUCACUAUAAUUUUCUCAUCAAUCCAUUUUGUCACACUGGACAGACUUACCAUGACAAACAAAGGAUCACUGGCACCUUCAAUUAUGAAUGUCUCUUUUAAAUCCUCAUUCUUAUUAUCAAGACAAGUCUGUGUCAGGCAUGCUGUCAUGCUCUUUGCUACAUGAAGAUAUAUAGUGGAUAUUUUUGACAAGCUGACUGGGUUAUUUUUCGCUGUAGGAAAUAGGGUCACUUACUCAACAAGGUGAAAGAAUGAAAAUAGUUAGAUGUUCCUCUCCAUUUAGAUGACACAUCUAAAGUUUUUUUGUUUUUUUUGUUGCCUGGCAAACUUGACUUUUUUGCUUUAAUGUAUUUUUUUAUGCUUUUCAAAGAUUUGCACUAAUUUUAGAAUGUAAUUUCACUUUAAUGCCAAUUAGGUGUAGUGGCUUGUAUAUCAGCAAUUAAAUAUAGGAAAAGGUAACUUCUUU